UUUGUAGGCUGAAGUGCAAAAAAUGAGAGUCGAAAUGUCUGCCAUGAAGAGUGAUGCAGAAUGUUAUUCACGUCAAGCAUACAGGAAAGAUUCCCAUUCAUGGUGAUGCUUAUGCCAAAGCCACUUUAUAUAGGGAUAGAUUUCUCUUGUUGCUCCACAGGCUUUCUCGUGAUCAGCAUUUUUCUAAGGCUGCAUUUGACACUGAAAGGUCUCAGUUCGGCAGCUGUGAGAUAUCUCCAAUUCAGAGUCUCAUUGGGCUAACAGGGGGAAGAUGGGUCAUGGGCGUUAUAUCUCAGUUAGAGGAUGGCCAUUUCUACUUGGAAGACCUCACUGGAACAGUUGAAAUCAAUGUCUAAUGCAAUAUUCUCU
Molecule: messenger RNA, 369 nt
Organism: Camellia sinensis
Lineage: Eukaryota; Viridiplantae; Streptophyta; Magnoliopsida; Ericales; Theaceae
Source: RefSeq, a predicted model, not a curated record